Spodoptera litura is the source of this 611-nucleotide messenger RNA. It is a transcript of the gene MED9, whose product is annotated as mediator complex subunit 9. Gene Ontology annotation, molecular function: transcription coregulator activity. NCBI's taxonomy places the organism in Eukaryota, Metazoa, Arthropoda, Insecta, Lepidoptera, Noctuidae. The record is from RefSeq and is a predicted model, not a curated record. Gene Ontology annotation, cellular component: mediator complex. Gene Ontology annotation, biological process: regulation of transcription by RNA polymerase II.
CAUGACAUAAUGGAUGCAAAGGUGUAUGCUGGUGAUUUUGCCUUUGCUGUCAUAGUCAAUAGUUUCGAAUUUAUUUGGUAGCGUUUUAGAAAAUUAUGCAUUUAGAUAAUUAACAUUUAGGCAAGUGCGUUUUAUUAAUUUGUGUUCGACUCAUGCCACUUUCAUAAGAUGGAAAAUAACACAGAUCAUUCUGAACAAAACAACUUUAGUCCUAUAACUGUGCAGGACGUAGAUGUAGAUUUUUUACCGAUUGUUUACGAAAUCAUACGAAGUGUUGAGAGGGACUUCCAUGACAACUCUGCAAAGGCUAGGGAGUCUCAAGACUGCAGUCAGAGGGUGCUCGAGCUGCAAAAGAAGUUUGACAUAGCUCGUACGCAGAUAAAGCGUUUGCCUGGAAUCGAUUACAACAAGCAAGAUCAGUUGAAACAGUUUGAAAUAUUGAGAACACAGCUGAGGUUGAAGCGAGAGCUUUUACAGAAGUAUCGGAAUAUGUGUUCAUUUGAAACUUCAUUCAAGUGACUAAUUUAUUACAAUGCCUAUUAGAGCUUUACUAAGGUAUCUCGCCAACAAUGAGCACCUUGUGCAGAAGAUUGCAGAGUCGUAUCCCAUGC